AUGGUGCGCAAUCAACAAAUCCCCCCUGGGCUCCCCGAUGCGCUACACGAACUCGACACUGACCUGCUUAUUCUUCCAGCUCGCCUGUUCAACUCCUCUCCUAUCUCACCGCGAACAUGCCGCACUCUCCUGACCAAAAUUGCCGUUCUCCUCUUCACUGGAGAGCAGUUCCCGACAAAUGAAGCCACGACCCUCUUCUUCGGCAUCUCUAAGCUCUUCCAGAACAAGGACCCGUCAUUGCGGCAAAUGGUUUAUCUGAUCUUGAAGGAGCUGUCUGGUACCGCCGAAGAUGUGAUCAUGUCGACAAGUAUCAUUAUGAAGGAUACGGCAGUGGGCAGCGAUGUUCUGUACCGGGCCAAUGCCAUCAGGGCGCUUUGCCGCAUUAUUGAUGGUUCCACAGUGCAGGGUAUCGAGCGACUGAUCAAGACCGCCAUUGUUGACAAGACACCCUCUGUGUCCUCCGCCGCCCUGGUGUCCUCCUACCACCUUCUCCCCAUUGCGCGCGACGUUGUCAGGAGAUGGCAGAGCGAAACACAAGAAGCCGCCUCGUCAUCGAAGUCAUCAACCGGUUUCCUUGGUUUCGGUUCCAGCGCCCAGAGCCACGCCAUCUCCAACUCGAACUUCAUGAACCAAUACCAUGCGAUUGGUCUCCUGUACCAGAUGCGCUCCCACGAUCGGAUGUCGUUGGUCAAGAUGGUGCAACAAUACGGUGCUGCGGGUGUGGUGAAGAGCCCGGCUGCUUUGGUUCUGCUCGUGCGUCUAGCGGCCAAGCUGGCCGAAGAGGACCAGGGUCUCCGGAAACCAAUGAUGCAGAUGCUGGAUGGCUGGCUCCGUCACAAGCAUGAGAUGGUCAACUUCGAGGCCGCCAAGGCCAUUUGCGACAUGCGCGAUGUCACCGAUGCAGAGGCCACCCAGGCAGUUCACGUCUUGCAGCUCUUCCUCUCCUCCCCCCGGUCCAUCACCAAGUUCGCUGCUAUUCGCAUUCUCCACAACUUUGCCUCAUUCAAGCCCCACGUCGUCAACGUAUGCAACCCCGAUAUCGAGUCCCUUAUCUCCAACUCGAACCGCUCUAUCGCCACGUUCGCCAUCACCACAUUGCUGAAGACCGGCAAUGAGGCUAGCGUCGACCGCCUGAUGAAGCAAAUCUCGGGCUUCAUGGCCGAUAUCACCGACGAGUUUAAGGUCACCAUUGUCGAGGCCAUUCGUACAUUGUGCUUGAAGUUCCCCAGCAAGCAGGCUGGUAUGCUCGUUUUCUUGAGCGGCAUCCUGCGGGACGAGGGUGGCUACGAGUUCAAGCGCACUGUUGUUGAGAGCAUGUUUGAUCUGAUCAAGUUUGUUCCCGAAAGUAAAGAAGAUGCUCUUGCCCACCUGUGUGAGUUCAUUGAGGACUGCGAAUUCACCAAGCUCUCCGUCCGAAUUCUUCACCUGCUCGGAUCUGAGGGACCCAAGACUACCCACCCAACCAAGUACAUCCGUUAUAUUUACAACCGUGUCGUGCUUGAGAACGCUAUUGUCCGCGCUGCCGCUGUUACGGCAUUGGCCAAGUUCGGUGUUGGACAGAAGGACCCCGAGGUCAAAUCAAGUGUUCACGUUCUGCUCACUCGUUGUCUUGACGACACCGACGACGAGGUGCGAGACCGUGCUGCGCUCAAUCUGCGCCUCAUGGCUGAAGAGGAUGAGGCCGCCAGUGCCUUUAUCAAGAAUGACUCAAUGUACUCUCUCUCCACUUUCGAGCACCAGCUAGUCAUGUACGUGACUUCUGGAGACAAGCAGACCUUCGCCACUGCUUUCGACGUCGCAACCAUUCCCGUUGUUUCCCAAGAGCAGGCUCUGGCAGCAGAGCGGACACAGAAGCUCACCUCCGCCACACCAACGCUCAAGGCCCCUUCAACCGGUCCCCCGAAGGGCAAGGCCGCUGGCGGUAUGGCCGAGGCUGCUACCGCCUCCGCCACUCAGAAGUACGCAGAGCAACUCCUGCAGUACCCCGACAUCAAGGCGUACGGUACUUUGCUCAAGUCCUCCGCUCCUGUCGAGCUGUCCGAGAGCGAAACCGAGUAUGUUGUCACGGCCAUCAAGCACAUCUUCAAGGAGCACAUUGUUGUGCAAUAUGACAUCAAGAACACACUCCCAGAUACCAUCCUCGAGAAUGUUACUGUGGUAGCCACCCCCGAGGAGGAGGAUGUAUUGGAGGACGACUUCAUCAUCCCCGCCCCUACCGUCCCCACCAAUGAGCCCGGUGUUGUCUACGUGGCUUUCAAGAAGCUCGCCGGCGAGAACAGUGUUUCCAUCACCUCAUUCACAAACAACCUCAAGUUCACUAGCAAAGAAAUUGACCCCACAACGGGCGAACCAGAGGACAGUGGCUACGAGGAUGAGUACCAAGUGGAAGACCUCGAGCUCACUGGCAGCGACUACGUUAUCCCGACCUUCGCCGGAAGCUUCGACCACGUCUGGGAACAAACCGGUGCCAACGGCGAGGAAGAAAGCGAGACUUUGCAGCUCAGCAACAUGAAGGGUAUCAACGAUGCCACGGAACAGCUGAUCUCCGCGCUGUCUCUCCAACCUCUCGAGGGUUCCGACGUCGCUCUCAACAGCAGCACACACACACUCAAGCUGUUCGGAAAGACCGUCUCCGGUGGCCGUGUCGCUUCCUUGAUCAAGAUGGCCUACUCAAGCAAGGCUGGCGUUACAACCAAGAUCACCGUCCGAGCGGAAGAGGAGGGUGUUGCCGCGGCUGUGAUUGCUUCUGUGUCUUAA
Messenger RNA from Penicillium olsonii, 2757 nucleotides. NCBI's taxonomy places the organism in Eukaryota, Fungi, Ascomycota, Eurotiomycetes, Eurotiales, Aspergillaceae. The record is from the annotation of a GenBank genome assembly.